Messenger RNA from Fonsecaea nubica, 591 nucleotides. RefSeq lists its product as hypothetical. The coding region runs from base 1 to 591 and encodes 196 amino acids. The record is from RefSeq and is a predicted model, not a curated record. NCBI's taxonomy places the organism in Eukaryota, Fungi, Ascomycota, Eurotiomycetes, Chaetothyriales, Herpotrichiellaceae. Gene Ontology annotation, molecular function: transcription corepressor activity. The transcript is spliced from 2 exons.
AUGGACCACGAAAACUCGGAAGACAGCGCAAAGCAGGAGCCAGGCUGCGAGUAUUUGAGUCAUUCAUACUCGACCAUUUUGGAGAGGUCAUACACCCAUUUCGCCGAAGGCAACUGGGCAAUGUCGAUUGCGCAGAAACCGCACGAAGAACAGUCCAUGAAGGGAGCGUGCAGCCGACGAAAGCAGCCGAGAGACGAAAAAGCAGGGACUGGACAACUCGUGAAGUCCCUCCCCAGCCCGCCCUCGACGCGAGGCGCAGGAAGCCCGCCUCUCUCCUCGCACUCGUAUCACGCCUCCUCCACCGCCACCACCACCAUCGCAGCGUCAAACGGACCCUCCGGUAGUGGCGGCGGCGCAGCAGACAACCUGCACAGUCCCAACGAGGCGGCGACGAAGCUCGCCGAGGCGAUCGACGACUUCCUGGGCGACCUGGAGAAGAAGUUCAAGGGCAUCAGCGACGAGAUCCUCACAAAGCUGGACGACAUGGCCGAACGGUGUGACCGGCUCGAGCAGGAGAUGCUGUUGAGGGACGCGAGCGCCAUGGAGAACGUGAGCGGUGGGAAGGCAGGGAGUACGGCCGGGUCGAGCUGA